Molecule: messenger RNA, 600 nt
Organism: Dentiscutata erythropus
Lineage: Eukaryota; Fungi; Glomeromycota; Glomeromycetes; Diversisporales; Gigasporaceae
Source: the annotation of a GenBank genome assembly
UUAUCUAUUGAUCCAACUUCUAAUGAUGCAAAUAAUAAACGAAACAAAAAACCUGUUUAUGUAAAUGUUGAAUCAGCUAUUGCACUUUGGGUUAAACAUGUGAUAGAUAAUAAGCAAACCUUAACUAGUUAUCUUAUUCAAAAUAAGGCUAAAGAAUUUGCUCAAUUACUAAAUGAAGAUAAGUUUAAUGCAUCAAAUAGAUGGUUGCAGAAUUUUAAACAAAGACACAAUAUUCGUGAAUACAAACGUCAAGGUGAAGCUAAUAGUGCAUCUUUAGACAAAUUACCUAAAUUCAGAAGUAAAUUACAAAGUAUUAUUCAAUCAUACCAGCUUGGUAAUGUUUUUAAUUGCGAUGAAACCAGUUUAUAUUAUAGAUUAGAACUAUCUCGUACAUUAGCAAUAGGACCAGUUUCAGGAACUAAAAAAGCAAAAGAUCAUGUUACAGUAUUGUUAACUGCAAAUACAACUGGCUCAGAAAGGUUAAAACCAUUGUUUAUUCAAUUCGAAAUAUGGAUAAAAGCAAGUUGCCUGUUGACUAUUAUUGGAAUAAAUCGGCUUGGAUACAAAAAUCUAUUUGGAAUCUUUACCUUGAAGAUUUAA